UUCUUGAUCCAAGGAUUAUUACAAGUUUCGGUGAUUUCACUGUUCAGGAUCGGGAACUACUGGGACAGAUGGGGAUCGAUGAAUCAUCUUUUAAACAAGGUCAGCUUGACUUAACCUACGACAACUGGGCUGCAGACGAUGUGUUAGCUGCAGUGUUACCAGAGGGGGUGGAGACUGCUGCAGGCUAUUCUCUGAUAGGACACAUUGUCCAUGUUAAUCUUCGGGAACACCUGCACGAGUACAAACAUGUCAUUGGUGAGGUGUUGCUCGACAAGAUCAAACAGGCUCGGACUGUCCGUUAACAAGGUGGACACCAUAGACAGUACGUUCAGAGUGUUCAACAUGGAGGUGUUAGCCGGCGAGCCAGAUUUUGUCACAGAAGUCAAAGAGAACUCUCUCCGCUUUAAGUUUGAUUUUUCCGCUGUCUACUGGAACUCCCGGUUGGGCACUGAGCACGAACGUAUUGUCAAAAAAUUAAGCUCUGGAGAUGUGCUCUAUGACGUAUUUGCUGGAGUCGGUCCUUUCUCAAUUCCAGCAGCAAAGAAAAAAUGC
Messenger RNA from Homalodisca vitripennis (glassy-winged sharpshooter), 552 nucleotides. RefSeq names its product tRNA (guanine(37)-N1)-methyltransferase-like. Bases 69 to 302 code for a protein of 77 amino acids. The record is from RefSeq and is a predicted model, not a curated record. Lineage: Eukaryota; Metazoa; Arthropoda; Insecta; Hemiptera; Cicadellidae. The transcript has a single exon.